GCGGCCUGCUUGCUGGCCUGUUGUGCCGGACAGACAUUGUACGAUCAGGACGGCUGGGCACCCAUCCACCACGCCUCUUUCUUUGACCAUGAGGCCAUCAUCAAACUCAUGGCAAGGAGGAAUAGUCCUGUGAUAGAACUCCUCACUAAAAACGAUGUAAGAUCCACUCCUCUGUUGUUGGCUGCUGGUUCAGGGGGUCUGUCAGCCGUUAAGUGCUUGAUCAAACUCGGAGCUGACAUUUCUCGCGUGGAUGGGGAGGGGAACGGUAUGAUCAAUUUAGCGGCCAUGAGGUUCCACACCAAUGUGCUGGAGUACCUGAUUGAAUGGGGCCAUCAAAAGGCACCUGUCUGGACUAUUCUUGUCAAAAUGCUGUCUGAUCCUGACACAGAUAAAAAGGACAGUGCUGUCAAAUGUCUGGAAGUCCUGUCUACGUCUAAACCAGAGCACUGGAAGUCUAUACUGGAAGCAGGUGGUAUCCCUGCAUUGGUGGGCUUACUACACUCAGACAAUGAGGUCCUGCAGUCUGUCUCCGCCUCCGUCAUCGUAAACAUAUCAGAGCACCAGGAGGUCCGAGAAGCCCUAACCAAAGCCAAAGCCGCUCCUAUCCUAAUCCAGCUCCUGAACUCCCCCGACGACAACAUCCAGUCCCGCGUGGCCAUAAUUCUGUCAGACAUUGCCAGUAUCCAGGGGAACCAGUCUCUGAUCGCAGAGGAGGGGGGAAUUCCCCCGCUGAUAAAUCUGAUGGACUCAGAGUUAGAGGAGGUUCUGAUAAACACGGUGAAUGCCGUCCGGGUGUUGUGUGCGGGAAAUCCCAUUAAUCAGGACGCGGUGGCGGAAAAUGGCGGGAUUGCUUUUCUCAGAGAGUUUCUUACUCUAGAUUCAGAGAAACUGAAGGCUGCCACUGCAGCUUGUAUUGCAGCCAUUUCAGCAGGAAACAAGAAAAAUCAAGAUGCUUUACUGGAAGCAGGGGGUUUAGAACCGCUGGUGGAGAUAAUUAAUGGUACAACUAACGAGACUGUGAGGGUGAAGUGUGCUAAUGCUAUAGAGGCCCUAGCCCAGGACAACCCAGCCUGUCAACAGACGUUCCUACGGAUCAAAGCCCCCACAGCUCUCAAAAAACUCCUCAAGAAUUUCAAUGUAUCAGUGAAGGAGCAUGGUGCCAAGGCUUUAUGGGCUUUAGCCGGAAACACCACGACUCAACAGAAAUACAUCGCAGAGAAAACCAGCAUCCCCGACAUCUGUAGUAUGUUACUGGAGGAUACUGAAAAACUGCUUCAAGUUGGUUGUAUGAUGUCCAUUGCUUUGGGAAGAGAGAAUAUAGAGAACCAGAUAAAACUAGCUCAGACGGAGGCUUUUAAUCAGUUGGUCCGUCUUCUGCGAACUCAUAAAGACUCCCCGCAGGUCAUACUCAUGGUCAUACAAGUGCUUGGAAUUCUGUGUGUUGGUGUGGCUUAUUGCAACAACAAAGUGACCCAGAGGAAGAUAGCAGAAGAGGGGGCGAUCCCCACCCUAGUGACCUAUCUAAAUCAGCCUCCUUCUGAGGAGGUCCAAGUGGAGGUUGCCAUAGCGCUAGGUUGUAUUGUCCUUAGCAACACUCGUAACCAGGAAUUACUGCAGGAGGAGCCAGGGUUUAACUUUGAUGUUCUACUGGAUUUGUUAAAGUCAAAAAGUGAGGCAAUACGAUUAAGGGCAGGAAUGGCUCUUACAAUUUUUGCCUUCAACAACACCCCUCAGCAGUAUGCCAUCAGAGAAGCGGGGGGCAUCAAAUACUCCGUGUUUGAGCCAUUCCUUAAUUCCAGUAUAGAGUAUGAUGUCUGCUAUGCAGCUUUUCAGAUUGUGGUGCUAGCGCGAGUCAUAGUGGACCAGGACCAGGUGAACCUAACGGCCCGUGGGGUGACCCUUCUUGUGGAGAAACUCCACUCAAAAGAAGACAAUGUCAUCGUUCUGGCCGCCAGCCUGCUCUCCAGUCUUGCCCACACUCGCGCGGGAAUUCCGGACGCCAUGGUGACCUCGGGGGCUAUUGAUAUUUUGGUCGAUAAACUCUCCUCCCCCAAUGACCAGGUCAGGAGUGCUUGUGCUGUGGCCCUGGGGUAUUUGACCUUCAACAGGACCGCGGCCAGGAUUCUGUUCAGUGCUUGUAGAAAUACGCCAGGGUUGUACAAGAAACUGGAAGAAAACAUUGGGAAAAAUGCCAAAAUCAGUCAGGAGUUUGUUCAGGACUUUAAACGUGCUAAGAUUGUGGGCCUUCCUUCUCAGUGUCUUGAGAUUAAUGGUGGACCCCCAGUAAUCCCCCCUAGUCGAAACAGUAUGAGACCGAUGACUGGCUCGAUGAGCCGCGCUACGACAGCUCGAGCUACAAGUCGAGCCAAAUCAGCCCCCGGGCAGCGCGGGAAAAGGUCGCCUAACCCCAGUAUAGUUGUAAGUACCCCCGACAACAGUCGCCCCUCCACUGCUGCCACGGUCCGGAUCCACCCCAGCUCUCUCUUCAGACCCGCCAGUGCCACCACCCCCAGCAGAAAAGGGGUGCGGUCCCCCGACCCCACAUUUAAAACUCGUUUGUCUUCUUGGAAGGAGGAAAUCUGAGUCUCAAUAUAUCAACUAAGCUAUUAAUUGUGUUCUAAAUAAAUGCUGGAGGACAAUUUUUUUAUGAUGAUAUUUCCAGAUUGUAAAACCAGACUGUAAUAUA
Messenger RNA from Saccostrea cuccullata (small rock oyster), 2686 nucleotides. RefSeq names its product ankyrin and armadillo repeat-containing protein-like. Lineage: Eukaryota; Metazoa; Mollusca; Bivalvia; Ostreida; Ostreidae. Gene Ontology annotation, molecular function: cadherin binding. The record is from RefSeq and is a predicted model, not a curated record. The annotation marks the transcript as partial. The transcript has 13 exons. Gene Ontology annotation, biological process: cell adhesion.